This is a messenger RNA of Triticum turgidum subsp. durum (durum wheat), 504 nucleotides long. The record is from the annotation of a GenBank genome assembly. Lineage: Eukaryota; Viridiplantae; Streptophyta; Magnoliopsida; Poales; Poaceae.
AUGGCUUCCGGCGGCCGGCUCUGCUCCGUGCUGCUCGCGCUGCUGGCCGUCAUGGCCGCGCGGCCGGCGGCGGUGUCGGGGGCGUCGGCGCACCUGCACUUCUACAUGCACGACGUGCUGACCGGCCCGGCGCCGACGGCGGUGCAGGUGCUGGACGGCCCGCGCGGCCACUUCGGCGACACCAUCGUCAUCGACGACGCGCUCACGGCGACCUCGUCGGCGACGUCGGCGGGCGUGGGGCGCGCGCAGGGGCGAUACAUCUGGGCGUCCAAGGGGAACCCGGAGCUGCUGGUCACCAUGGAGGUGCUCCUCACCUCCGGCCCCUACGCGGGGUCCUCCGUCACGGUGGUCGGCCGGGACGACAUCGGCGCGGCGGUGCGGGAGCUGUCGGUGGUCGGCGGCACGGGCCAGUUCAGGAUGGCCACAGGCUACGUGCUGUGGAAGACCGUCCGGCUCGACCACCCCAACGCCGUCCUCGAGCUCGACUUCUUCGUCAACCCGUGA